Molecule: messenger RNA, 2310 nt
Organism: Exophiala viscosa
Lineage: Eukaryota; Fungi; Ascomycota; Eurotiomycetes; Chaetothyriales; Herpotrichiellaceae
Exons: 4
Coding region: 1-2310 (769 amino acids)
Source: RefSeq, a predicted model, not a curated record
AUGGAUCUCCUCAGCUAUUCCGAAUGGCAGCGACUCGAGAACCACCACCGUGAAUUGGCCUUGAUAGGAAUUGGUUUCUUUGUCCUCGUGACCAUCUUCGGAUGUCUGGUGUACCAGCUUGGCGGUCAAAUGAGCAUCGACAAGCUCACCUCGCAUCCCUACGUUCGCUUCGCGUAUGCCUGUAUGAUCAAGCCUCACGACACAAAAUACGAUGAUGGCCAACAGUCAGCCUUGGAGAGCUUCUAUGCUGCUCAGGCAAACGUCUACGAUGCCACCAGAAAGCGCCUCCUUCGAGGAAGAGAAGACAUGCUGGCAAUUUUGGCAGCAAAGUUACAGGCUCAAAUGGUCGUGAAUAAUUCAACGAGAAAACCUGUCUGGUAUGACAUUGGGGGCGGAACUGGCUACAACAUCGAGGCCAUGGACCAACUGAUCGGCAUUGAAGGCUUCUUCGAGCAUGUCUUCCUCGUUGACUUGUCUACCUCGCUAUGUGAAGUGGCUCGAGAACGUGUCCGUUCGCACGGCUGGAAGAAUGUUACGGUCUUGUGCCAGGACGCCAGGACGAUUGCAUGCACGCCCUCUUCGGCUGACCUGAUCACUAUGAGCUACAGCUUGUCCAUGAUUCCCGACUUCUACAGCGUGGUUGACAUGAUCUCGGGCUAUUUGGCGCCCCACGGAAUCAUUGGUAUUUGCGAUUUCUACGUUCAAAGCGUGGUGGACAUUUCUACCCGCAAUUAUAUUGGUGGAAGCUUCAACCGCCAUGUCAACUGGGUAGGACGGAUGUUCUGGAGGACCUGGUUUGACGCAGACCGUGUGAACCUGGAUGGUGGCCGAAGAGAUUAUGUUGAGUAUCGGUUCGGCACUGUCCUGUCCGCAAGCGAGCGCAACUAUCUUCUGGGUGGAAUUCCGUACUACAUUUUCAUUGGGUGCAGAAGGGACUCUGAUAUGCUGGCUGAGAACAGUCAGGAAGUGCUCGAGAAGCUCGAUGCUGCUUUGACCGAGUCGCCAUACCUCUCGCCCAUGGAGUACCGCAAGCAACAAGCCAUUGAAGCGCAGGAGAACAUCCCGCGGUCCAAAUCCUACGAAUCUGCCAUUGUCAACUUGAGCUCCAACCUCCCUCUCCCAGCAGCUUUUUACCAGCAACACCACUGGAGAAUCUACUACAACGACCUUCUCCAGAAGCAUCAGCAAUUUGCCAACGAGUACAUCUACGCCUUCAACUGGGAGGAUCCUAAGGUGGACCGACAACUCCUCAAGAUCAACCACGACGAUGUCAUCUUAACCAUCACCAGCGCCGGAGACAACAUUCUCGACUACCUACUUGAGAAGCCUAAGCGUAUUCACGCCGUCGAUUUGAACCCGUCACAGAACCAUCUUCUCGAGCUCAAGGUGGCGGCUUUCUCGGCCCUGCCCUACAGCGACGUCUGGCAACUAUUCGGCGAAGGCCAGCACCCUGAUUUUCGCAACCUUCUUCUCCAGAAAUUGAGCCCCCAUAUGUCCAGCCAGGCAUUCCAGUACUGGCUGAACAAAGCCAGCAUCUUCUCAUCACCAGGCGGUCUUUACGAGAGCGGCGGUUCUCGCCACGCGAUCAAGCUCGUCCGGCGGCUGUGCAAGCUAUUUGGGCUAAAUGCCAAGGUACGAACAAUGUGCAAGGUUGAGACUCUAAACGAGCAGCGCGAGCUCUGGCCCUGCAUAAGAAACGUCCUGUUGAGUUGGCCGUUGCACAAGGCGGUGGUGUCGACCGAGUGGUGGGCGUGGAAGGCCGCGGGUGUGCCUCCGGCCCAGCACGCUCUGAUCCUCAACGACUACAGAGAGCGCGUGAAGUCGCCCAAGAUGAGCAAGAAACUCUGCGGCGAAGCCAUUUGGCAAUAUGUGGUCGACACGCUGGACCCGGUGGUGGAGACGACGCAGCUCAGCUGUGACAACUACUUUUACUAUCUCUGCAUGCAGGGCAAAUAUUCGAGGAAAUGCCACCCUCGGUACCUCGACGUCAAAGCUCACUCCACGCUCUCGAAGCCAGAUACUUUUGAUGGCCUGCGCAUUCAUACCGAUGAGUUUAUGGAGGUCAUUGCACGACUCAGCCCUUCAACUCUGACCAUUGCUAUUCUCAUGGAUUCCAUGGACUGGUUCAAUCCCAAGGAGGCUGCCGCGCAGGAACAAAUCGUCGCACUGAACAAGGUGCUCAAGGUCGGUGGCCGGGUACUUUUCCGUUCGGCCGCGACUCGCCCCUGGUAUACUGCCAUUUUCGAGCAGAAUGGGUUCGAAAGCAAGUGUGUCGGAAGAAGAGACUCGGGCAAGUGUAUUGACCGGUAA